Arvicola amphibius (Eurasian water vole) is the source of this 1488-nucleotide messenger RNA. RefSeq names its product ankyrin repeat domain 34A (gene Ankrd34a). The record is from RefSeq and is a predicted model, not a curated record. The transcript has a single exon. The coding region runs from base 1 to 1488 and encodes 495 amino acids. Gene Ontology annotation, molecular function: protein binding. NCBI's taxonomy places the organism in Eukaryota, Metazoa, Chordata, Mammalia, Rodentia, Cricetidae.
AUGCUGCACACCGAGGGCCACGCUCUUCUUCGGGCGGUGGGUCAGGGUAAGCUUCGCUUGGCCCGUUUGCUUCUGGAGGGAGGAGCCUACGUGAAUGAGGGUGAUGCCCAGGGGGAAACUGCGCUAAUGGCGGCCUGCAGGGCCCGCUACGACGACCCUCAGAACAAGGCGCGCAUGGUACGCUACCUCCUGGAGCAAGGCGCGGACCCCAACAUCGCAGACCGUUUAGGACGCACCGCGCUCAUGCACGCUUGCGCCGGGGGUGGGGGAGCCGCAGUGGCCUCUUUGCUCCUUGCCCAUGGCGCAGACCCCUCAGUCCGAGAUCACGCUGGCGCUUCUGCGCUUGUCCACGCCCUGGACCGCGGGGACCGUGAGACCCUUGCCACGCUGCUGGACGCCUGCAAGGCCAAGGGCACGGAGGUCAUCAUCAUAACCACGGAUACCUCGCCCUCGGGCACCAAGAAGACCAGGCAGUAUCUCAAUUCCCCACCGUCCCCGGGGGUAGAGGAUCCUGCACCCGCUCCUCCUAGUCCAGGGGUGUGCACGUCGCCUUCUGAAGUCCAGCUGCAGACUGCAGGAGGAGGACGGAGCUCGUUAUCCCCUCGCGCCCAGGAAGAAGAGGAGAAAAGAGACGUAUUUGAAUUUCCUGUUCCUAAGCCCCCUGAUGACCCUUCCCCUUCCGAGCCUCUCCCCAAGCCGCCUCGACAUCCUCCAAAACCACUCAAAAGGCUCAACUCUGAGCCCUGGGGCCUUGUGGCUCCUCCUCAACCGGUCCCUCCUGCCGAAGGGAGACCGGGGAUGGAGCGCCUGGCCGCUGAAUUUAACGGCCUGACCCUAACCGGUAGACCGCGUCUUUCCCGGCGUCACAGCACCGAAGGCCCGGAGGACCCGCCCCCAUGGGCGGAGAAAGUGACAGGCGGGGGUCCUCUCUCGCGCCGAAACACAGCGCCCGAGGCUCAAGAGUCUGGUCUUCCUGCAGGGCUAAGGCAAAAACUGAGCCGCAUGGAGUCCGUGGAGCUCGAUACCCCUGGACAUUUUUGCCCUGACUCACCCGAGUGCAGCCGCUUAUCCCUGGAGCGCCGGCGAUACAGCGCCUCUCCGCUGACCCUCCCUCCAGCGGGCUCAGUUUCUUCUCCGCGCCAGUCCCAAGAGAGUCUGCCCGGGGCUGUAUCCCCGCUGAGCGGACGGAGGCGGAGUCCCGGGCUGCUGGAACGCAGGGGUUCCGGGACCCUGCUCCUGGACCACAUCUCGCAAACGCGACCUGGUUUCUUGCCUCCUCUCAACGUCAGCCCCCACCCUCCCAUCCCCGACAUUCGCCCCCAAGCCGGAGGUCGGGCACCCUCACUGCCUGCCCCUCCUCAUUCUGGGGCACCAGGGUCUCCCAGGACCAAGCGCAAGUUGGUGAGACGCCACUCAAUGCAGACUGAGCAGAUUCGCCUGCUAGGGGGUUUCCAGAGUCUAGGCGGGCCAGGGGAACCAGGGCGCUGA